Aspergillus saccharolyticus JOP 1030-1 is the source of this 2116-nucleotide messenger RNA. Its product is annotated as aldose epimerase family protein. Gene Ontology annotation, biological process: glucose metabolic process; beta-D-galactose catabolic process via UDP-galactose, Leloir pathway. The transcript has 2 exons. The record is from RefSeq and is a predicted model, not a curated record. The coding region runs from base 426 to 1784 and encodes 452 amino acids. Gene Ontology annotation, molecular function: carbohydrate binding; aldose 1-epimerase activity. NCBI's taxonomy places the organism in Eukaryota, Fungi, Ascomycota, Eurotiomycetes, Eurotiales, Aspergillaceae.
CCAGCAUUCACUUACUAUCCCUGCUUUUGCCUAAUUCCACUUGUCUGCUUCCGGUCUGAUAUCACCGCUUGCUUGCCUUGUCCCCGCUUUCCCCUCAUUUUCCUUCCGGAGCUUCACGUCAUCUCCAGAUCUGGAGCUAAGGUGGUGAGACGCGGACUAACUUUUCCCGUCACAAUUCACCCCAACCACCUCAAUCCUCGGGGCAACAGAGCUUUGACUUUGCGGGUGUAGCUUGACUAGCCACUCACAGACUUGGCAUCUGUCCCCCUGACAGAUUGACGCGGCUUGCCGUUCCCAAUUCCUGGGACUAAGCGGCAUAUUCCUCCCAGUUCCUGCGUGCUUGGCCUCCCCGCCUCCUCGGCCGGCGGUCAGGUGCACCGCCAUGAGGUAGAGGAGCCCCAAUGUGGAGAAGUUAAAUAAGGACGAUGGGACCAUCCUCCACAACCCGCCAGGGACUUCCCCAGCUGCUCGGUUGUUUCCGUUCUACCCUCUGCCCUUCCCGCGUCACUCCACGGAUCUUGCUCGUGUACUGUCUCCUGUGCCUUGCGGUAACCACGCUUCUCGGAAUCAGAAUGCAUUUCAAGGGCUACCUGUCCGCCGCCCUCUAUGGGUUGCCCAUUCUGUCUCAAGCUGCAGUAGCAGCAACGACGGACCCAUUCAAGGCUUACACCAUCAGCGCAGAGAACAUCACUGCAACCUUGAUUCCGUACGGCGCACGCUUGACGUCCCUCAAGGUCCCAGACCGCGAUGGAAACUUCCAGGAUGUGGUGGUGGGCUACGACGACCCGAAGCGCUACCUCCAAGACACGGAGACCAACCGCACUUUCUUCGGGGCGGUCGUCGGCCGGUACGCCAACCGCAUCAAGAACGGGACCUUCACAAUUGGCACCGAGGAGUACCAUAUCCCCGAGAACGAGAACGGUGGCGAAGACACUCUCCACGGCGGCCCACUGGGUUACGAUGGCCGCAACUGGACCGUCACCGCGUACUCCAACUCUUCCAUCACUUUCACCCUGGUCGAUCGUGCUUUCGAGAACUUCCCUGGGGAUGUGAUCACUCAUGCCACAUUCAGCGUCCAAACCGAGGCCACCACCGAGAACCCCAAGGGCCUGCCCCAGUUGACGACCAAGCUGGUCGCACUGGCUCUGACGGAGACCACCCCCAUUAUGCUUGCCAACCACAUCUACUGGAACCUGAACGCGUUCAAGAAUGAGACCAUUCUCGAAGACACCUGGCUGCAACUGCCUCUGUCCAGGCGCCUCAUCGGCACUGACGGCAUCCUCAUCCCCGACGGCAGCAUCCUCGACGUCAGCACCGCCUACAACGGCUCCGCGGACUUCACCGCCGGCAAGCUGGUCGGCCAGGACAUCGAGGAGGCCUACCACCUCUGCGGCUCGAACUGCACCGGCUACGAUAACUGCUUCAUCGUCGACCGGCCGCCGCAGUACGCCGCCGCCUCCUCCGUUGUGCCCAUCGUUCGCCUCAACUCCAGCACCACCGGCAUCAGCCUCGAGGUCGCCACCAACCAGCAGGCCCUGCAGAUCUACUCCUGCAACGGCCAGAACGGCACCAUCCCCAUCAAGGACUCCCAGAUCAAGACCAACGAGGCGGAGGGCAUCAGUGGCGCCGAGUACGUCAACAAGUACGGCUGCCUGGUGAUCGAGACCGAGGGCUGGAUCGAUGGCAUCAACAACCCGCAAUGGGGUCAGCUGCCGGAUCAGAUCUACUCGCCCGAGACCGGUCCGUCCGUCAACUACGCCACCUACCGCUUCGGCACGGUUUAGGGCGGUGGCUGCUACUAAAAAAAAGGCUCUCCUUUUUGCUUUGAGCGUCGGAUCUCAUUAGCGACUUCACAAAGAUCUGUUUCGCGGGAAUUUUAACAUGACCUCGUGCGAGAUCCUUGGUUUCUUUCUUGCACCUCCUCUGGUUCUCAAAGUUCCUUCUGAUGUAGACAUCUCGCCUGCAACCAUGUACAUACAUCCAUGAUCUAAUUAAGAGCCACUACUCCGGCACUUUGGGGUAGGUUGCAAUAAUUAGGUACUCCGACCAUCUGACUCUCCAGAUUUACUCUCUUGGUGCGAAAAGAGGAACACCUUGAAUCCAACCUUGGAAAUCU